AUGGGCUCCUAUAAGUCACGCCAAGACAGGGCAGGAAGUGGAGGCAGCAGUUCAAGUUCGACAAAUACAGAUGGUUCUAUUCAAUCUAAAAGUACGACACCCACUCUGUUCAGUGCUCGCGCUGUUUCAGCAAAACAUCAUGACUGGCGCGAGGAAUCCGAAGAUGAUGGUCCUCGUGAUUCCGUCUCAACCUAUGCAUCCACUACACGAUCCGAGGCAGAGAUCGCCCCAGAAGAGCCCGUGUAUGAAGUGGACGACCGACAAGAAAGCUUCUUCCCGACUGAUGCACUCUCUUCAACACCUUCUUCCUUUGCGACCUUGUUCCCCUCAACACGAAGACUGCUCAUUCGACAUGACGACUCGACGGUGGACGGAAACAUGAACUUACGUGUAGACACGGUCGUCCCUCGCCGUGGUGGAUACCAACAAGACGUGAUCCUCUUUCACCUCCGCAUGUACGAUCUCUUCUCACGAAAGUUCUCCUUCCGCCGGUACUGCCGUGACUCUGGCCGAGAAGUAUGUCAUUCAACAAGGAAAGAAGCGACAUCUGUCCUCCAUCACAGCUCAGGUCAACGACGUCGCUCGCUGAGUAGUGUCCUAGCCAGCUUCAGACCAGGAUCAAGUGGCCAGCCAGCACCCUUUGCUGGCGACCUUAAACGCCAGAAUUCUGGAUUCGGAGAGAAAGGACACUCCCGCUCAACAAGUGAUGAAGGGGCGGAAGGAUCAACGACAGUUGAAAAGGGACCUGCGCUCGGAGAUACCAUUUUGAUGGAAUUCUCCAACUACGCACAUGUGGAACUUCGACGACGUGGCCCUGGCUCGGCGAAACGGUACGAAUAUGAAUACUGGUCCACCAAGUACCAGUGGCGGCGCGAGUUCCGGAAAGAGGGCGAUCUGCGUGAGGUCGUAUACUACCUUGUUGAUACGCGCACAUCCAAAACAAUCGCCCACAUGGUUCCCGAGAUUCUUACGCCCGUCGAGGCGGUCGAAGAGGAAAGUAAAGGCGGCUGGGUACCACCGUGUUCGUUGUGGAUCAGUGAUACAUCCGUUUAUGAAAAGAUGCCUGACAUUGCCGAUUCCACUCUUCAACCCAACAACACACACACACACGCACUCACAUACACACCUCUCUACCCCUGUCCUUCUUACCCCUCCCACAGUUCAUGCUUCAUCUUCAUUCGUCCCAGAUUGCAGGCUGCAUUUGCAGGUGAUAGCGAGGCUGAUGAACCGGUUCCUUUCUUUUUUAGCGUGAUUGUCGCAACAGGAUUAGUGGCACUUGUGGAUGAUUGCAUUCGCCGCCGUUGGCACCACGAGCGCCGCGUUCCAUGGAUCCUCCCCGCACGAUCCUCGCUCACCAAAAGUCUGGAGCGCAUGGGCCCACGUCGACUGAUCGGCGAGGUACUCCAGCGAAGAGGAUCGGCUUAG
Penicillium verhagenii is the source of this 1425-nucleotide messenger RNA. RefSeq lists its product as uncharacterized. The transcript is spliced from 2 exons. Lineage: Eukaryota; Fungi; Ascomycota; Eurotiomycetes; Eurotiales; Aspergillaceae. The record is from RefSeq and is a predicted model, not a curated record. The coding region runs from base 1 to 1425 and encodes 474 amino acids.